This is a messenger RNA of Drosophila teissieri, 3526 nucleotides long. RefSeq lists its product as uncharacterized. The coding region runs from base 91 to 3405 and encodes 1104 amino acids. NCBI's taxonomy places the organism in Eukaryota, Metazoa, Arthropoda, Insecta, Diptera, Drosophilidae. The record is from RefSeq and is a predicted model, not a curated record. The transcript has 2 exons.
AAAUCCAGUCAUUGGGUGUUCAUUUUAUACACAGAAAUCCCUGGUAUAGCAUUGGAAUUGGAAUAAAGCAGCAAAUUCGAUCGGCACGCGAUGUAUGUGCCCCUGCUCCACCGGAGCACCCAGAUGGUGCUGCUGAAGAGGCAGAUCCGGCGGAAGGCCAAGGAGUUGCGCCUGCGAAAGCGUCACGCCCACCGCCGCCUGCAGCUGAUGCGGCGGAUCCGUGACCACCUGCUCCACAGGAUGCGGAACUCCAUUGACCACCGGCAGCGGGAUGCGGAGCAGCAGAGGAGGGAGCAGGCACGGAGGGCUGUGGGCGGUAUGCUUUCCAUGUACAAGCACUGGCUGCGCAACUGGUCCACAGCUUUGAGGCUACAAAGUCGGCUGAUUCGACAGCAGGAGCAGGUGAAGGUGGGACUGCGACGCAGACUUCGCCAUCUGAGGAAGCAGCUGAAGAAGGUGCGGCAUCCGCAGAAUCUGGUGGACAAGUGCUUCGAUCGACUGUUCAAGGCGGUCAGGAAGUGGCAAAAGCAAGCGGACUACUACGAGCUCAUCAAGGAUCAGGACAAAGUCUGGGAGGCGGAGGCCGAGGAGGUGCGGAACUACUUGUCGGAUGUUCGGGGACGUCGACCCCGAAAGCUAAACCGUCGUAGGGUUAGAAAGAAUAGCGAAAUCGAGGACUUUGCUCAUUUUUGGAACACUGAAGUGGUGCAGAAGAACGCUAUGAUCAAGAAACAAAUGGCCAUGGUAGGCAGAAAACCAGACUUGGAUGUGGAUACAACACUGGAAAAAACUAGGCGACCAAAGAAGAAGAGGAAGAUUAAGGCCAAGAAAAUAUAUUUAAGUGUAGACAAUCUCGAGGUUCGAAAGAAGGUUAGGAAAAUCAGGAAGGCUAUUCGGAAGCCAAGGAAGGCAGAUCCACUAAGACCAUCUUUCGACGAACUGAAAAUGUUGGUAAAAGAACUAAUAGGAUUCGACUGGAAAAAGAAAAUUGUAAAAACCCCGAAAAUGAACAGAAAAGCCAUCAAAAAGGAACGGAAGAUUGCUUUUGGCAAAAUGCCUAAGUUUUCCGAUUUGCCAACCUUAAGACCACAAAUACGAAUAAAAACACUUUGGAAGAAAGGCCGCAAAAUAGUUCCCAGAAAUGUGAAAAUGCCUCUGGAGCAGCUCACCUUUCCCGAUCCGAAAAUCCGUAAACCAAAAUCUCGAAAGCAUAGAAGACGUAAAAUGCGCUAUGUGGAUAGGAUCAUUAAAGACGAGUUGAAUGCACUCUUGGCGGCAAAGGCAAAGGCAAAGGAAAAGGGCACUCAUCCUGGAAAACCUAGCUUAUCUCGAACUUUACUUAGGGAAAUGGAAAGCAGGGAUUCGGAAAGGCAAGAAAAUCUAGUCUCACUAAUGUACGAAGAUAUCCCCCCAUUUAUGAGGCAAGAGAUUGAGAGGAAAAAUAGGAACAAACUACGUGCCAAGGCAUUGCCAGGCAGUUCGAGUAGCUCGGAAGCGUCCAAAGAGGUCUUCAUCGUAUCCGAAAAAGUGGGCACUAAAACGAGCACUCCAAAAGGAACUAAGCUUCAUAGAUCAAGCAGCGGUUUAGAAAUCAGGAAUCGGCAGGAAUUGCCACCUGCCGGGUACAGCGGUUUUCAAUUGGUUUUCAAAAAGGACAGCGUUGUGUCCCUCAGCGACUCACUGAAUAGGUUCGCUAUGGCCAAUCGGAGCCGAAAAUCUACCCGUAAGUCUAUUCGCGGGCCACUCCUGAUACCCAAAAAGAAACGUGUUGCUCCUCCAAAGGGACAGGACGAGAGUCACUAUCAGUCCCUAAAGAAGGACAUCAUGUACAUCCAUACUAGCGACGAGGAUCAAGGGACACUGAGGAUGUCCAAUAGGCACUCCAAUCGCUUAACACUCAGCGACACAGCACUGCGGGUUCGCACUUCUGAUCUCCGAACUCCCAAGUCGCCCUCCAAAGGCAAGUUCAAUUAUGAUGUCCUGCAAAAUGAUUUCGACAAGAUCCUUGAGCCUAUGCGAGCUAGCAAGGACAGCGUAGAAAAAGCACCGGAGGAGCUUCAACUCGCCAAGGAGCCCGAUAUUGAAAGGUAUCAUUUGCAAGAUCUGCGCUCGGAUGCAAAAUACGCAGCCUUGCAGCUCUUCCUUAAGGACGUUAUAGAGAAGAACCAUAUUAUUGAGUAUAUCCCCGAUGUCAAUGGACUCAUGCAGGAAGUAGCCAACCGCCAGGACAUGUGGUCCCAUCUCCAGAGUCUCUUCGACGAACUCACAGCAUCGGGAAUCGCGCUGGACGUAGUGAAGCAAUUGCUCACCUUCAAGUACAUGGAGUACCUCAACGAUAUGGUGACCCGGAAGAGCUAUGCGCGUUUGGAGCCGCCUCGGGACAAUUCGCCUCACGUUGUGGAAGCCGAGUUUCUGAAAGAGAAACAGCGGAGCGAGGUGGAAAGGUUGAUGGAGCGGAACUGGUGGACUAGGAAGAGGGCCAGCACACCCUUUGGCAUGCGGGGACUCAGGGGGAGCAGAAGUGAGACACCUAACAGUCGACGGCAGUCGCAGAACGCGAGGAUGGACAGUGUCCUGUACAAGAAGAUCAUCGAGCAGGAGCUCAAGGCGGAGCGAUUGGAGCGCAAGAGGAGAACUACUAUCAGCUCCACGGGAUCGACUUUUAGCUUGAACACCAGCUGGGACUUGGCGCCCAGCGACGAGCAGGAUGUGCGGGACAUCGAGUGGCGCUACUCCCUGCACAACAUCAAGAGCAUGAUGAACCAGCACCAUCAGUUGUUCCAGGCUUUGGGGCGCAAGACGCGAACGGAGCAGAUGAUCUACAAGACGAUGGAGGGAAAGUUGGACGAGAUGUAUUCCACCACACAGUUUCGCCGUCCUAAGCCGGAAGGCACCACCUUUACGGUGAGGAAGAAGCGUAGACAUCUUAGGCCCAUCGAGCAGCUCUACUACGCACCGCGGAAAACUUGUCGCCUGCAGAAGAUCUCCGAGUCCUCAGACUGCCUGGCAUGCGAAUGCCAAGCGGAGGAAGUCGGUGAUGCGAUGAUUCUGGACAAGUGUCCGCGGUGUGGAGUAAAGGUGCCCGUGCCCGCACCCACUACGUUCUCCACGACGUCCUCGUCCAGCGUCGAGAUCCUGUCCAGCGGCUCCAUAGCGGCCUGUGCCAAAAACAGCCUGCUAAUCAACACCCUCGAGGACCUGUGCACCCGCUGUGGCUAUGUCCACGAAAAGGGACAUCCCUGCUCGCAGUUACCCUUGAAAAUGCGGAAAACCAAGCUGCUAAAGCGGAUUAAGAAAUCCCAACCUACGGCCACCGAGUGUCCGACGUACUGCUGCCCACGCGGGAUCCUUCGGAAGCCCAGAAGUUUUGAUCCUUGGCAGGCGGACAAGGAGUGCAAGGGCUGAGUACUUCGGAGCCACCAAAGUGGCAACAAAACUCCGGAUAUGCACGGAUAUGAGCACCAAAUCAGCCGGCUGAGGCGAAUGAAACAUUUGGUUUAAGUGCUAAAUAAAUUCAAGUAAUGAG